AUGGUGGGUAUAAAGACCGAUAAGCCGUCCAGUGCGACACCUCCAACUACUCCAGCAAGCUCAUCUGGAUACCAAAAUGUCGACCUGUUCGCAGCAGGAAUCAGAUGCACUAGUUGCAAAACCGUCUGCGAUAAUUCGGAUACGUCAUUCUGUGAACAUUGCAAGUUGAAUUUCUGUUUUGUAUGUUGGUCACAACAUUUAGAGGAUUUACGAAUUCAAGUGGGAUCCAUAUUGAAACAGCUCGAAACGGCAGAAAGUCGAUUGACCCACAAAAUCGAACAUUUUAAGGAUCGCUGCGAACACAUCGCUGAACAAAUAAACCUGGCUGCGGAGGAGAAGAUAAACGUCAUUUUGGAAGCGAAACUUGGUCUUCAAGAAGAGUUGACAGGUUUGCAGAAAUCGAGUGACAUGUCUGCCUUGGCUUUGCAGUCUUCGUUGAACGAGGCAAAGCAAGUUGCUAAUAAAGCGUUUGAGAACACAGAUGAUAUUAACAAGGUCAAAACUUUUGUACAUCUCCACCAAAACACUCUACAAUUGCUGUCGGAUGUCUCGAAAUGGGAUGCUGAGAACUUCAUGUUCGAUAAAGAAAAUUUCAGAAUCGAAUCCGAUGUAUCUACGCCUUGCGAUGCGGAAUCAGACGAUCCUUUGCCAGAAGCGGGUAAACAGAAUAACCCUUUGGAGAACGAAACUAGCCUCAUGCUGCAUUAUAAGUCCAGGAACUUUGUGCCCCAUUAUAUGUGGCGUAAGACAGCACGGCCGUGUGGUGUCGGCCUCAGUCCUUGGAACAACCAUCUAUACAUAUGUGACAUGGACAGUCACAGUGUAAUAGUUGUCGAGCGGACACAGGCCAAAAUUGUAAUGCGAUUAUCCUGUGAGCAAAUGCUGUGUCCAGUCCAAAUUGCCUUUAUGAAGAGUUUGGGCGAAGUUUAUAUUACAGACAAAUGGAAGCACUGUAUCCACGUGUUUUCGAAGGACGGGGAAUAUAUAACAUCUAUAGGACAAAAAGGAAGUCGCGUUGGUAUGUUCCGCUCUCCCGAAGGCAUCGCUACAGAUAACGCAAACCAUCAUAUUUACGUCGUAGACACUGGGAAUGAUAGGGUUCAGGUCCUAGAACCAAACGGUAAAUGCGUGGACCAAUACGGAGUCGGCGUUCGAUCCCAACCUAAAAACACAUCCAGCAUUUGGGAGAUGAAAGAGACAAUGUGCACGGAAUUCAACGCUCCAACAGCGGUAGCGGUCACAAACGACCGGGUUAUCGUGCUGGACAGUGGCAAUCGACGGGUCAAAAUCUACAACAAACACGAUAAGAGCAAAAUCGUCGAAUUCGGGUCAAUGGGUCAAAGGAAGGGUCAAUUCCGACAGCCAGAAGUUCUAGCUGUCGACCCAAUGGGGUAUAUCCUAGUGGGCGAUUCGGGCAACUGCAGGGUUCAAAUUUUUAAGCCAAAUGGGCAGUUGGUUAGGGUUUUCGGGCGACUUGGCUCCGAGCCGGGUAAAUUUAGUUGGAUUUCGGGUAUACAUGUUACCAAACAAUUAGAUGUGAUUGUUAGCGAUACUAAAAAUCACUGCGUUAACUUCUUUUAA
Pieris macdunnoughi is the source of this 1581-nucleotide messenger RNA. The record is from the annotation of a GenBank genome assembly. Lineage: Eukaryota; Metazoa; Arthropoda; Insecta; Lepidoptera; Pieridae.